CCAAUUAGAUGACACCUUGAACCUUAGGGGAUGGGGGUCUCGAAGAGGACUUGUGCAAGAGUGGGGUUGAGUGUAUAAGUGAUUGUUGGUGAAUUUAAGAAAACAAUAGGCAGGGCAAACAUUGACAACUAGAUGUCUAUUACCAAAUUUCGAUGUAUUAACGAUAAUUUUAAAAUUUCCUGAAAUUAAAUCGAAUAUUAUGUCGCUCAUCCAUGAGAUACUUCAUCAGCAAUUGCGACGCCUCUUAAGAGCCAAGCGGCGCAGAUCUGACGACAGACGCACAAGUUAUUCGGUUGGCAAGAGAAGUCGCAAUCGUUGGCAAUCUCAUUGCUAUCGGCGAUCUCCUGGUGGCCAGGACUCACAUAGCGAAACAGUGACUUUCAGAUUGAGUAGACAAGCCAGUCUGCCUGUGGGCAACCGUUGCAUAGUGCCCCUGUUGCACAUCUGGCUGCGACUGAACGAUAACACCUCAACCUCAAAUCAUAUUACACGUCAGCGGUGCAUGCGUCGCAUUCGACUGCAGCAGAGAUCUGCGCUGGAGAAUGCGACUCAAGUUGUCCAAAUCCAUUGGAGAAAUUUCUGUCAGAUGGUAUGGCCAGCAUCAAAGCAAGCCACCAUUGCCACGCAAACGGGUAGGAAUCCUUAUGUGGAGAUUGUUCAAGCUAAUAAUGACCGAAAUCGAUUGUCAUGGACGCAGAAGUUGAGAAUUAUCUUCAUUAAGAUCUCUAAAGUACUGGAAUCGGCACUCACCGAUGCGAGUUCAAGACAAGGCUAUGUAAACACUUCGGCGGCCAUGGAAUUGAUUAGCAUUGGUGAUUUAUUUGACCAACUGAACUCAGUCCUCGUCGAACAUUUAAUUGACAAUGCAGACUAUGUAAUAACUCCCAGCCAGUCGAUGACACAAUUUGACUUCGUUUUUCCAGAAUAGACUCGAGAUGCCACUGUUAAUCAGUUAAGCCAUCGAUGGCAAUUUAAUAAAUUAAGAGCUUGAUUUUAAUGGGAUCGCAUAAGUUUGGGAGCGUGGUGAGCAAUUGAUGGAUGGGCAAGUGAAGGGCACCUUCAGUUAGCAAAUGGGAACCUUGAACUACCAGACGCUGUCCGAUGCCCGAUGCCUGAUGCUUGAUGUUCGAUGCCAGAAAGCAACUGCAACACAUUCCAAAUCCUAAUAUUGAGUUCA
Molecule: messenger RNA, 1177 nt
Organism: Drosophila albomicans
Lineage: Eukaryota; Metazoa; Arthropoda; Insecta; Diptera; Drosophilidae
Exons: 4
Coding region: 200-928 (242 amino acids)
Source: RefSeq, a predicted model, not a curated record